CUCGAUCGAACCCCGCCUCGAUCGAAUGAACAAACGAACGAACGUCUGAACUGGAAAUAGCAGGGUUCGACUCGACAAAUGCUUUCAAGAUCCAGACAUCAGCCUAGGCCAUGGCGUUCGCCGCACAGUUGGGAUCCCAGGUUGAAGAGCUCAUAGAAGCCAUAUGCCCCAAUAUUUAUGAGUCUCAAAGGAGACGGGUCGUUUCCCUCCGCGAUGAAUGCCUCAAGACACUCCGUCACCACACCUUCACUCGGACAAAUCAGUUCUUGGUUGAGGAAGAACUGAACGGACUUCAAGAAAAAUUCGUCGUGAAUGGCCGUGAUGGGCUAGCAGCUGCCUUGGAGACCCGCCGGGGCAAUCUUGAGCCACUCUCAACUAAAUGGACGCCUGAUAUUCUUCACUUGUUAUUGGAGCUAUCAGAUCAACCUCUCCAACAGUCUCACCUGGCCGAUCUUGACUUGUUGCAAAAACCAGACUUCGAUUCUGGACCGGUUUUGAAAUGGGAGGAUAUUGCCAAUGAGGAUGGCUGGGCCCAUGACCGAGCUUUGUGGAGGAAUGUCGACUUUGGUGCCGGAAGCUCUGAGGAUGGGUCUUAUGAAGAACAAUCAGUCACAGGUGACUCUUCCGACUCGGAGGAUACAUCCAUCUCAGAUGCCACCCCUCAGCUUAAGAUUCCUCAAGACUCCAACUCGACCAGGAUAAAUUCAUUCAACCUAGACGAUGUUAAAAGGUCUCAAUCAUGGCGUUUGGAAUCACCUCAGACUGACGAGGGGGGACGUACCAGCAAAAUACCAAUCACAGAGGCACAAAUCGUCAGAGAAAUCUUGUUCAUGCUGCAGGGCCACAGAACCUCACUUUUUGACGAGAAAUGCACCCCGGUGCUUGCCUAUCAGCUAUCAGAGGUCUCGUGGGAGACGUACAGGGCUUUGAUCACAGCCGUGGCGGAAACAGGACGCCCACUGCAACCGCUUCGAGGUUUUAUCGAAAGCCGUCAAGACGUACCCUUACUCCAAACCUUCCAGGAUUGCAUUCGGGAUGCCCUCAGAGCAUUCGACAGGGAGAUUGCAGGCAUGCAGGCUCGCUAUGCAGAUCCAAAGAUGGACGUCAUGGUCAGCAUUAUGGCAGUCAUGGAAGAGGCACAAAUCCAUCUGGCUUCUUUACGAUCGCUUGGGGCCAUUGUGCAGAGGCUUCGAGAUGAGCGCUACCCCCACGCAUUUCGCUACUUGGAGCUUUUGUUCGAGGCCACAUGCGCAGCACAAUUGCAAGGCGAACCGGCUGCCUACAAGACACUAGGAUCUACUUUUCUCAAAUGUUUUCAAGUUUACUUGCGUCCUAUCAGGCUAUGGAUGGAGGAAGGAGAGCUCCUGCCUGGUGACAAGAUCUUCUUUAUCUCUGAAUCCAAGGUCAAACUGCCAUUGAAUCAGAUCUGGCAGAACCAGUUCAAGCUUCGCCAGACUCUGGACGGACGGUUGCAUGCACCGAGAUUCCUCCAGUUUGCAGUGGCGCGAAUAUAUACGACUGGCAAAAGCAUUGUAGUCUUGAAGCAUCUGGGAAUGAGCGACUUGGCUGCGAGCCACCAGCAGAGCCGACGGCCUCCUAGUCUCGAAUUUGACGACGUUUGUCCACCUGGUUCUGAACUUGCCCCGUUCUCAGAGCUCUUUGCCAAUGUGUUUGAUGCGUGGAUCAAAAGCAAACACCAUGCGACAUCCUCUGUACUCCAAAAGGCUCUAUUCGAAUCCUGCGGCUUGCGAUCUACAUUGAACACCCUUCAGCACUUGUAUCUCAUGAAGGACGGUGCCGCUUCCGACUAUUUUACUUCGGCCGUGUUUGUUAAGAUGGAGAAGAGGCAGUCUGGCUGGGACGACCGCUUCACGCUAACAGAGCUUGCUCAGGAGGCUUUCUCUGGGUUGCUGGACGUGCAUCGCGUGUCAGCAUCAUUUGACAAGCCAGAGGGCGCUCGUUCUCACAUGGCCGAAGGUCGGAUUUCUAUUCGUGAGACGCUCCCUAGGCUCAAGCUUCGGUAUCGUAUGGCCUGGCCAGUUCAGCUGGUGAUCAAAGGUGACUGUCUCGAGAAGUACCAGUGCAUCUAUACAAUAUUAUUGCAGCUGCGGCUAUCGAUACAUGCACUGAACAUGCAACGCUUACUACUGGGUGGAAAGGCCGAGGACGGCAUGCUCCGGGCAGAGUCCAGUGCCUACUACCGUCUGCGUACGAAGCUGUUGUGGUUCUGCAACACUUUGAUGACAUACCUCGCGACUCUGGUGUUCACACCAAACAUCGAAGCGCUGAAGGAGGCAUUGAGCUCGGCAGAAGACGUUGAUGGCAUGAUUCAUCGCCAUGCGGCAUUCGUCGCAACGGUGAUCCAGGAGUCAUGUCUGGGACCGCGACUGGACCCCAUAAGGGAGUGCAUGCUAGAUGUACUCGACCUGGCCGUCGAACUGGAAGAUUCGCGUAACCUAGCCGCCAUCAGGGAAGCAACCGAGUCACACGAGAUCAUGCGGCUCUCCACCAUGUCUUCACCCCACAGAGCACCCACGCUGUCGCCGGCCGACUUUCGGAAAUCGCAGCUCAGGGGUCUUUAUGUGAGCCCCAAGGAGAAGGAGGAGGACCACGACGAAGCAGAAGCAGAGGACGACCUUGAUGAACGAGGUUACCAUCGAGCCUCAAACAUGGCUCUCCUACCCGGAAGAGGCAUGAGGGGAGCACGAGACACGACUCCGCAGACGCGGGAGACGUACCCGGCAACGCUCCGGCGGAUCUCAGCCGACUUUGACAGGCACCUCAGGUUCAUCGCUGGCGGGCUCAGGGGUGUCGCUCGUGCGAGCAGUGAACCAGCUGCCGGUAAGUGGGACAUACUUGCUGAGAUGCUUGAAGCUGGGACCUCUUCCAUAUAA
Pyricularia grisea is the source of this 2894-nucleotide messenger RNA. RefSeq lists its product as uncharacterized. Gene Ontology annotation, cellular component: centrosome; gamma-tubulin complex; spindle pole. The transcript is spliced from 3 exons. Gene Ontology annotation, biological process: meiotic cell cycle; microtubule nucleation; spindle assembly. The record is from RefSeq and is a predicted model, not a curated record. Bases 111 to 2894 code for a protein of 927 amino acids. NCBI's taxonomy places the organism in Eukaryota, Fungi, Ascomycota, Sordariomycetes, Magnaporthales, Pyriculariaceae. Gene Ontology annotation, molecular function: microtubule minus-end binding; gamma-tubulin binding.